GAGGAGGAGGAGGAGGAGGAGGAGGAAGGCUCUGGGGUGUGCGUGACCCCGGCCCUGCUGAAGGCCUGCACGGGCGAGUUCUCCCUCGAGUCCAUCCUGCUGCUGCGGCUGCGGGGCCGCGGCAUCGCCCACCUGGGCUGCCUGGCCGACUGCUCCAACCUGGAGUGGCUGGACCUGUCCGGGAACGCCAUCGCGGCGCUGGCCCCGCUGGCCGCGCUGCGCGCCCUGGCCGUGCUCAACCUGGCGGGCAACCGCGUGGCCAGCGUGGAGCCGCUGCGGGGCUGCCGCAGCCUGCGCCAGCUCAACCUGGCCGGCAACCGGCUGCGCAGCCUGCGCCAGCUGCGCUGCCUGCAGGGCCUGCGGCACCUCGAGAGCCUGCGCCUGCGGGACCCGCUGGCCCGCCUGGGCAACCCGCUCUGCGCCGCGCCCGCCUACCGCGCCGCGCUGGCCGCCAUGCUGCCCGGCCUCAAGGCCAUCGACGGGCAGCGCGUGGCCGGGCGCGGCAGCGAGCUCUUCCGCCUGUGCCGCGAGCUGGACGCCGCGCUGGACGGCGGGGCCGCGGCCGAGGGGCCAGCGGAGCCCCCCCGGGGCCCCCAGCCCUGGGUGCAGGCCGGGUUCUGGGAGCCGCGGGCGCCGCGCCGCAGCCCCGUGCUGGAGGAGGCCACGCGGCAGCUCGGGGAGGCCCUGCGGGAGUGCCGCGAGCUCGGCCGGCGCGCCGACGACUCCAUCGCACAGGCACAGCGGGCGCUCGGCCGCCGGCACGCCGGCAACUACGGCUUCUGAGCCACGGCGGGCCCGGGGGGCACAGCGGGGCUGGGGGGCUCCAAAUGGAGCGGGGGGACGCCAAAGGGGGCCGAGGGGGGCUCCAAACGGGGCUGGGGGGCACCCAGAGACACCACAGCCAACACUGGGACUGGGGAACCACCAGAGACACCGGAGCCAGGAGCCCUCGAGUUCUGAGCUGGGGGACUCCAUAUAGGGUUGGAGGCUUCCAAAUGGGGCUGGGGGGAGUCCCAAAACGGGGCUGGGAGGGCACCAGAUGGGGCCAGGGGGCACCCAGAGACAACACAGCCAACACUGGGACUCAGACCAUCACAGGUGCCACAGCCAGGAGCCCUCAAGUUCUGAGCUGGGGGGGCCUGAAACAGGGCUGAGGGGCUCCCAGAAUGGGGGGUCAGGGGGCACCAAAUGGGGCUGCGGGGUCCAAAUGGGGCUGGGGGGUCUAAAAAGGGCCAGAGGAGCUCCAAAUGGGGCUGGCGGGCACCCAGAGAUGCCACAACCAGCACUGAGCCCAUGAGACCAACCAGAGCCACCACAGCCCAGACGCUUCGAGCUUUGAGCUGAGGGACUCCCAAAAUGGGGCUGGGGGGGAUCCAAAUGGGGCUGGGGGACUUUAAAUGGAGUUGAGGGGGCUCCAAAUGGGGCUAGGGGACACCCAGAGACAGCACAGCCCAGAGCCCUUGAGUUCUGAGCUGAGGGGCCUGAAACGGGGCUGAGGAGGUCCCAAAAUGGGGCUGAGGGGCUCCAAAUGGGGAUAGGGGGGCACCCAGAGCUACCAUAGCCAAUACGGGGACCACGAGACCACCCAGAGUCACCACAGACCACUCUGGGUCAUGAGACCCCAGAGCCUUCAGCUUUGGACUGGGGGACCCCCAAAGCCACCACAGCCCACACCAGGAAACCACCCAGAGCACCACAGCCUGGCACCUCGGGGUUCUGAGCUGGGGGGUCCCAAACAGGGCUGGGGGGGCGUCCAGAACCACCACGGACCACACCAGGACCAGGAGACCACUCAGAGCCACUGCAGCCAACACUGGGACGGGGAGACCACCCAGAGCCACCACCAGUCUGGUACCUUUGGAUUCUGAGCUGGGGGGCCCCAAAAACGAGACUGGAAGACUCCCAGAGCCACCACAGCCCACACCAGGACCGUGAGACCACCUAGAGCCACCACAGCCUGGCACCUUCAGCUUCUGAGCCGUGGGAUCCCAAAACCGGGGCUGGGAGACCCCCAGAGCCACCACAGCCUGGCACAGGGUCACCGGGGGACACAGAGGAGCUGCAGGGAGCCUGGCCUUGGCUGCGGGACAUCGUGGGGACCGGGGGAUGUUGGGGGGACAUCCCUGGACAGGGGACAUGGUGUCACUGCAGUAAACACGUCCCACCC
Molecule: messenger RNA, 2167 nt
Organism: Corapipo altera (White-ruffed manakin)
Lineage: Eukaryota; Metazoa; Chordata; Aves; Passeriformes; Pipridae
Gene: LRRC61
Product: leucine rich repeat containing 61
Exons: 1
Biological process (GO): outer dynein arm assembly
Cellular component (GO): cytoplasm
Molecular function (GO): protein binding
Source: RefSeq, a predicted model, not a curated record